AAUCAUAAUCAAUUCAGCUUCUGUACGAGCUUAGGAUGAGGUGGACCACAUCGGGAGCCGGUCCAGUACACCGUCGUUGUACAGUAGCCAAACCUCAUUCCCGCUUGUUUUUUCUUUAAUGCCGCCCUACGCCAUUUUCGCGGGCUAUGCAAGAGAGAGAUUUGCAGCGGUGGUUAUGAUUUCGAGAGAGGUAGCUUUACCUUCCGCCGCAACAUUGCUAGGUGCGGCGGCCUCCGCCGUCUCCGUAGCCCUGUUCUUCAACUACCGCAACCAAAAAAACCACAGCUCGCCGACGGCAAACAGAGUUGAGGAGACGAAGACUUCUCGUCAGGAUCCCUGCGAUCCCGCAAAAAGAAAAGGGUAUUUGUCCUGGGAUGACUAUUUUAUGGCAAUUGCUUUUCUGUCAGCUGAGAGGUCGAAGGAUCCCAAUAGACAGGUCGGUGCUUGCCUUGUCAGUGAUAAGGGAAUAAUCCUUGGCAUUGGCUACAAUGGUUUCCCGCGUGGCUGCUCGGAUGACAAGCUCCCAUGGUCUAAGAAAUCCAAGAAUGGGGAUCCCUUGGAGACGAAGUACCCUUACGUCUGUCAUGCUGAAGUCAAUGCCAUCUUGAACACAAAUCAUGCAUCCGCUGCCGGACAAAAACUAUACGUGACAAUGUUUCCUUGCAACGAAUGUGCAAAGAUUAUUAUUCAGUCAGGUGUUUCGGAGGUCAUAUACUGUGUGGAGAAGAGAUUGAAUAAUUCAUGCACUACCUAUGUUGCUUCUCACAAGCUUCUUUCCAUGGCAGGUGUCAAAAUAAGGAGACUUGAGCCUCAAAUGGACAGUAUAUUGAUUGAAUUCAAGGUGGUUUAAGAUCGACGCUCCCGUAUGUAAGAGCAUAUCCCUUUGCAUUGUGCUUACUAAUUCAACAACUUAUCACAUGUCCAAUUUGAACAGUCCAUCUACACACACUCUAGUUGCAAUGAUGCAUGUUCGAAUGUUGUUAUAGUUUGCUAAAUGUAUAGAAUCUUAUGUCGGUUGGGGUUGAUUCUGCGCGAGCAUUUGCUUUGCGGGAUCCCUGCAUCUUUACAAUACGAAGAAAUAAACUCCGAAUAAAUAAACAGCAUACUAUUGUAGAAGAUUGGGUUGCAUUCUGAUUACAUAGAUUGUGUCUCUUUUAGUUUAUAGCAGUUCUGACAUUGGAAAAUCUGUGUUGAGUUGAAUGGUUUAAUUUAUGGAAUUACACUAUGCAAAUGUCCAUUUUUGGAGAGUA
This is a messenger RNA of Andrographis paniculata, 1250 nucleotides long. RefSeq lists its product as uncharacterized. The record is from RefSeq and is a predicted model, not a curated record. Bases 119 to 850 code for a protein of 243 amino acids. NCBI's taxonomy places the organism in Eukaryota, Viridiplantae, Streptophyta, Magnoliopsida, Lamiales, Acanthaceae. Gene Ontology annotation, molecular function: hydrolase activity; zinc ion binding. The transcript has 9 exons.